GCCACUCCAUUUGAUCCUUUUCGAGUUUGCAGUGGAAACGCAACACCAAACUCCUCACGCCUCAGAAAAGGCGGCGAUUCCCAAGCUCCCUCUCCUCGUUUCCUCCGCCCCUCCCAUUCUCCUCUUCUUCCUUCCCCUUUUAUACAUCUUCUCCAUUUUCCUUUCCAUUCCAUUCCAUUCCAUUCCCCUCCUCUCCUCCUCUCACUACCCUACUUCACAAUGUCCUUCUCUGCAUCUCCCAAAAUCCUCCAACCCCUUCUUCUCAACUCCCCCAGAUCUAACGAAAAACCCCUCUUCUUUGAUCCCUUUAGAUCCACCUCCAACUUUCUUGGAUCUCGAUUUCGCUUCCCAUCUAUCUCCAAAUCCACUACUCGCUGUCGAUCCUCCCCUGUCGUUGCCGUUUCCGAUGUUGUCAAGGAGAAGAAGCUCAAAUCCGGUUCCAAUCUGCUGAUUACAAAAGAAGAGGGUUUGGUAGUCUAUGAGGACAUGAUCUUAGGCAGAGUUUUUGAGGACAUGUGUGCACAGAUGUAUUACAGAGGCAAAAUGUUUGGUUUUGUUCAUCUUUACAAUGGCCAAGAAGCUGUUUCCACUGGGUUCAUUAAGCUGCUUACAAAGAGGGAUACCGUAGUAAGCACUUAUCGUGAUCAUGUUCAUGCUCUUAGCAAGGGAGUUCCAGCCCGCGAGGUCAUGAGUGAGCUCUUUGGAAAGACCACUGGGUGCUGCCGAGGCCAAGGCGGCUCAAUGCAUAUGUUCUCGAAAGAACAUAAUGUGAUCGGUGGAUUUGCCUUCAUCGGGGAAGGCAUACCAGUGGCCACUGGUGCGGCAUUUACAUCUAAAUACAAGAGAGAAGUUUUAAAAGAGGGAGAUUGUGAAGAUGUCACACUGGCGUUUUUUGGAGAUGGAACUUGCAACAAUGGUCAGUUCUUUGAGUGUUUGAACAUGGCAGCUCUGUGGAAAUUGCCAAUUGUAUUUGUUGUGGAGAAUAAUCUUUGGGCAAUCGGAAUGUCGCAUUUAAGGGCAACUUCGGAUCCUGAGAUUUGGAAGAAGGGUCCUGCAUUUGGAAUGCCUGGUGUUCAUGUUGAUGGUAUGGAUGUUUUGAAGGUGAGGGAGGUUGCAAAGGAGGCAAUUGGAAGAGCCAGGAGAGGAGAAGGACCGACUCUCGUGGAAUGUGAAACCUAUAGGUUUAGAGGACACUCACUGGCCGAUCCAGACGAACUCCGUGACCCUGCCGAGAAGGCCCGUUAUGCUGCUAGAGAUCCCAUCGCAGCGUUGAAGAAGUACUUGGUGGAGAAGAAUCUAGCGAGUGAACAGGAGCUAAAGGCGAUAGAGAAGAGGAUAGGCGAGGUGGUUGAAGAAGCAGUAGAGUUUGCUGAUGAAAGCCCCCAUCCAGCCAGAAGUCAGUUACUAGAGAAUGUGUUUGCUGAUCCGAAAGGGUUCGGAAUAGGGCCUGAUGGAAAGUACAGAUGUGAGGAUCCCAAGUUCACAGAAGGCACUGCACACGUCUGAUCUUCUCACAAACUGGGUGUGUUCUUAUUUUUAUCUUAAUUGGGUUUUGUUCACUGUUUCUGUUGGGCUAUUUCUGAUCUUCUCACAAACUGGGUGUGUUCUUAUUCAGGAAUUCCCCUCUCCUUUCUUCGGGUCGUCCUCUAGGUUUUCUAUUCCCAAUUUUGAUUUACUGUAUGCUAAAACACGUUCCUUUGCUAAUCAAACUUAUAUGUGUUAAAGGAAGGAAACCACCUUAUGUUUUAGUAUUUA
Cucurbita maxima (winter squash) is the source of this 1755-nucleotide messenger RNA. RefSeq names its product pyruvate dehydrogenase E1 component subunit alpha-3, chloroplastic. The record is from RefSeq and is a predicted model, not a curated record. The transcript has 3 exons. Lineage: Eukaryota; Viridiplantae; Streptophyta; Magnoliopsida; Cucurbitales; Cucurbitaceae. Gene Ontology annotation, biological process: pyruvate decarboxylation to acetyl-CoA. Bases 220 to 1506 code for a protein of 428 amino acids. Gene Ontology annotation, cellular component: intracellular membrane-bounded organelle. Gene Ontology annotation, molecular function: pyruvate dehydrogenase (acetyl-transferring) activity.